ACCGCAACGCUAGAUGCAACAAAUACUGACGACAUAUCCCAGAGAAACCCGGAAAAGGGCUUUUCGAGGAGGGUUUUGUUGAAAGCUACUACCACACAGAUUCUGAGUAGACUGUGAGUGUGCAUGGGCAGUUAGUACAGUAUGGAGGAGUUCCCAGAGAGCUUUAACCAGCUGGAACUGCUGAAGACCCACGACCACCUGAUCCCCCGCGGAGCAUGCAGCCUCUGGCCGGGAGACGAAGAAGAGGAGGAGGAGGAGGAGGGGGAAAGGAGUGAAGAGUGGUAUCAGCAGAAGGAGGAGAAGCUGAAAGACAGACCGGAGGAGCUAAUGCUGUGGGCGGCAGAGAAUAACAGACUGCCAACGGUGAAGCGGCUGCUCUCGGUCGACCCCUUGCUUGCGCAUUGCCAGGACGAGGACGGCUAUACUCCGUUGCACCGUGCGGCCUACGGAGGUCACGCCGCCACGACCUCUACCCUGUUGGCAGCGGGCACCGAAGUUGACUCCCGCACUGCCGACGGCUGGACGCCCCUACACAGCGCCUGUCGCUGGGGCCAAGUUGCCACCGCAUCCCUCAUGUUGCGCCAAGGGGCGAAGCUGGACGCCCAGACCAACGGUGGCCUCACAGCGAUCCACCUAGCUGCCUCCCACCCUACAGGCUCCGCCCACACGCUGGAGUUCCUCCUAUCGCAGCGCCACAUCAAGGCGGAGCUUCGGAGCAAUAGCGGGGAGACGGCCAGUGAAAUCGCACGCCGAAGUGGACCGCAUCACUUCCUGUUUGAGAUGGCGGAGGACUGUAACAGCGUGCUGUCUCCCCGGUGACCCCCCCCUUCACACACACACAUACAUACAUCAGCUCUUCUUUCCCUCUACCCAGAGGCCUUCAUGGAAGACAAGACAGUGUUCCAAGAAGUGUCUUAUGAACGUAUGAACAGUCAUGUACACCAUGUAUGUCUUUCUUUGCAGUCCUGGGAGGAAACCUCAAUUCUCAAUAUGAUGACAGUUUAUCUCAUAUAUUCUCUGUACGCUUUAUUUGUCUGAGUCCUAAAUGGCAACAUAUUCUGUACAUAGUGCACUACUUUUUGGUCCUAGUCAAAACUAUGUAAGGGAAUAGGGUGCCAUUUGGGAUGCAACCCUAAUAGCCGAGUACUUUUGAAUGGGUUGAAAAUAAGUGGUCCAAUUAGCAUCCUCUCAGGAACUAUGGGUUAUUUUUAGCAUGGAAACCCACAUGGUCAGACUGUACAAUCUUGUGAUUGGUUGAAGGUGAUCCAAUUGCUGACUUUAAUCUUUUUUUUUUUAUAAUGCCCGUCAUUACAGACAUAGGCUCAAAUGGGUUUCAGCGGUGGGAUGACUAAUAUUGUGAAAUGAAGCAGAUCAGUUUGGGUUCCAGGCUAAAUUGUGUGUGCUGGAGUAAUGUUUCUCAUUGGUCUCAUUGGUCUCUGAGCAUUAAUUCAUUUAUUGAAUUGAUUGUUGAGCGUUGUGGAUAUUUUAGAUGUGUCAUGAUUUAUUCUAAUUCUAUGGUUACAGCUAAUUUGUUAGUCAUCCAAGUGUCAUCCGUGCUCGCUGUAGAAAUAAAAAAUCUAAUCAGUGUAAAUCUUUAAAGACGUUUCCCUUAAUGGCUUUGCAUGUCCCAUCUCCCUUUACAAAUAAUGUCCGCCAUUUUGAUAGCGCUUACCAAACACAACCUGAGGAUAUUAUUCAGAACCGCGUUCAUUUCCAAAUGUUUGUUUGCCUCUGGGAUGUCCAUGGGAAGAUGUCUGAAGUGUGUCUAUGCCCAGUUUCAAACUCACUUGGGAUAAAGUGCUGUGCCAUGUU
Molecule: messenger RNA, 1812 nt
Organism: Salvelinus sp. IW2-2015
Lineage: Eukaryota; Metazoa; Chordata; Actinopteri; Salmoniformes; Salmonidae
Gene: ankrd49
Product: ankyrin repeat domain 49
Biological process (GO): positive regulation of DNA-templated transcription
Molecular function (GO): protein binding
Source: RefSeq, a predicted model, not a curated record